Messenger RNA from Mus caroli (Ryukyu mouse), 2994 nucleotides. RefSeq lists its product as uncharacterized. Gene Ontology annotation, cellular component: mitochondrial intermembrane space. NCBI's taxonomy places the organism in Eukaryota, Metazoa, Chordata, Mammalia, Rodentia, Muridae. Gene Ontology annotation, molecular function: protein-disulfide reductase activity. The record is from RefSeq and is a predicted model, not a curated record. Gene Ontology annotation, biological process: protein import into mitochondrial intermembrane space.
AGCAUUUCGAGCUCAGAGCUGCAAGCUGUUAGUUGGGAGCACCAGCACUGUGCGAACCAGUACCCGGAGCUACCAUGGCCUACAGCCCGCAGGAAGAGAAAGAUAAAGUUGUAUUCGUGACCAAAGAAGACCACGAAAGUCCCAGCACUGCCGAGCUGGUGGUUGACGACCCCAAUGAUCCCCAUGCAGAGAAUGGACUGAUACUGCCAAGUGGAAACAUUAACUGGAAUUGCCCGUGCCUUGGAGGAAUGGCCAGCGGCCCCUGUGGGGAGCAGUUCAAGUCUGCCUUUUCCUGCUUCCACCAUAGCACCGAAGAAAUCAAGGGAUCCGAUUGUGCAAGUGAGUACCAGGCCUUGAAGGAGUGCAUGCAGAAAUACCCAGACAUCUAUCCUGAAGAAGAGAAUGAGAGCGAGAGCGAGGACGACGACAACUCGGACAUCUACCAGGAGGCCCUGCAGAAUGAGGAGGAUGAAGAAGAGGACGAUGAUGUCGAUGACUACUACUACGAGGGGCUUGAGAAUGCGGAGGAAGAGGAGGAGGAGGAGGAGGAAGAUGACGAUUACUACGAAGUAGAGGAGUAUGAGGAGGAGGAAGAGGAGGACGAUGAUGAUUACUAUUACGAGAACAACUAUUACAACAAUAACGACUACUAUGAUGAUGAAGACUACUACUACUACGAAGACAACUAUUAUAAGGAGGAAGAAGAUGAAAUCUACUACGAGGCUGACUACCAGGAGGAGGGAGAGGAUGAGGAGGAUGAAGAGGAUGAGGAUGCUUUCUAUGAGGCUAACUAUUUCGGUGAGGAGGAUGAAGAGGAGCCAGCGGAGGCAGCCAAACCCAAGGAGGAAGCAGACGCCGCUGAGGCCUCCUCUGGAGGCAAAUUGCAGUACUUCAGCGCCUGAAGGCCACAAGCCCCAGCUGCUGCCCAUUUGCAGCCACAGAACUUUGUGCACUAUGAACGCCUGCCUUUCAAUCUCUUGCUCUCUCUCUCAAUGAAAGUAUCCUUUCCUCUGUUGUUUUAUGCACUGUAAUAUAGAAAAUAACUUACUUUGACGAUCGAGGUCUUGGCGGCUUGCCUGACCCUGAAGAAAAGAGGGGUGUGUGUGUGCACCUGCAUUCUACAGAAACUUACCCCCCAACACUAGGCCACUGCCGAACUGUCCUCUCUGAGUGCCCUGGAUUCUGCCACUUUGAAAUUAUAUGAAGUUUCUCAACAGUCAAGAGCCGUUACUCAGGAAAGUCUCUCGCCCUUGGAGCAUCACCCCAUCAGAAAAACUACCAAAAGAAAUGGCUGGAAAAUGGCAUCUGAUCUUCAGGCUCGGGUAAGAAGAUUUAAUGACUUGGUUUCCUGUUCAUUCGCUGCUUUUCCAGGAGUGCUGCUUUGCCAUAGACUGUGGGUCUGGCCAGCUGACCCAUUUCGGCCCACAAUUCCACAUGGCUUUUCCUCCAUUUAAUGAAAAUGUUGGAAGGAAAAACAACUCAGGCCGUGAGCUCAACUUAUAAUCUUCUGUGGAAAGCUUCAAAGCGGGAAAUGCAUACCUUGAUCAAGAAAAUGGUGAACACGUUUUAUAGAACUGAUUUCUUUUAGGCCCAUCAUCCUUUCCUGGGACAGAAAAUAACUAAAAUGAUUUAGGGAACAGCCAAAUAUUUUCUUUCACCUUAAAGUUCUUAGAGAAAUGUAUUUUUCUUAUGAGACAGGAGGUUUUCAUUUUUUUAUACAUGUUCUGUUUUAUGACUUAAUAUUUCCCCAUCAAACAAAAGGAUCUUAGGGAAAACCAGGUGACCAAAACUAAAGAAUACUAUUAGUGGUGACUAGGGGACAAUCUUGAGCAAAAUCAGCUCUUAGCCAAUAUGGCCAUCUGUCAAUAAUAUGGAUUCGUUUAUUUUCGGUAGCUUUUUUUUUUUCUUUUGUCAAAGUUGUAUAAAGAAAAUGACUCUUGAUAUUAGCUGACUUGACCAUUGGUCCCCUUUAAAAAUGAAAGUUCUAUUUAACUAAUUUGGUUACUCCCAUAGCUGGAAGGGUACUUGUAUAUGAGAAAUUUUAUUUUUUUCAAAGUUUAGAAUAUCUAGUGGAAUGCAUAUUAAUAUGCCAUUCAGAGGAUUUGACAAAAUGAACAGUGAAAACCAAGCCUUCGCUGACAGAGGACUAUUACCCCAAUGUAUAACCAGCUAUUAACACUCAGACGUAAAACAAAACUCAGACCAGACACUUUACUAAAUAAGAUUCUUCAGCUCCUAGCUUUUUGGCCUAAGCAGCUAUCAUGAUGAAGUUGCCAUUUCCUGAGUUGGGAAUGUUCCCUGGGCAAGUGUAUACUACGUUACCUUACCGAAAGCUUAACUACAUUUCCUAAUGUUUUUCCUCUAGACCUGUCCACUGUUGUAUGGACUGAGAGCCUCAGGAGUAUACUACAGUUCUAGGUUACAGUGGUCAAAAUAAAAACUGAUGUGAUCUGGAAGGCAGAACUGGAGCAUCAGCUGUUCCACCUUGAAGAUUUCUGCCAGGUACCAGGCACUGCUGCAGUUCACACACCUGUUGCUGACCUGGUACCUCACCCUGUUAAGAGGCUCCAGUGAUAGUAUGGAAUAGGGGUAGGCAGUAGCUGUAACUUCAGCUCUCACUGGAUCUCUUCCCCCUCAGCUUUUCUGAAUCCAGGGCCAAGUUUCUAUACAGCUCAGUGAGAAGCAUUCAAGGCAGUGAGCCCCAAACAGAAUAAUCCUCACUGGUUCCAUUAAACCUUGUGAGCCUUGAUUUCUUUUGUUUCAUCUCCCACUUUUCUUGCUUUCUUGCACUGCUAAACCACCAUGAAUCAGGUUCACUCUCUGAGACAGAAGCAACAACCCUUCAUAGAUCCCAGUAGCUUCCCUCAAUGAUUCUUGAUGGAUAAUGACUUUGCUCUUACCCUUCAACUGUUUUCUCCCACACCUUACUUCCCUAGCUUCUGCCAUGAUUGUAUGGAGCCUGAUUCCUAAAAAUAAAUGCUAUUCUAUAGCACA